Molecule: messenger RNA, 3585 nt
Organism: Chelonia mydas (Green sea turtle)
Lineage: Eukaryota; Metazoa; Chordata; Testudines; Cheloniidae
Gene: RTN1
Product: reticulon 1
Exons: 9
Coding region: 318-2615 (765 amino acids)
Biological process (GO): endoplasmic reticulum tubular network formation; neuron differentiation; brain development
Cellular component (GO): neuron projection; postsynaptic density
Source: RefSeq, a predicted model, not a curated record
GGGGGGGGGGGGGUCUCAGAUAGGGAGAAUGGGCAGGGCACAUUUCUCCCUCUGUACAAAGCGCUCGGUGCCUGCCUGCCUGAAGCAGUUAAAUGGGGCAGAGUUAGAGCCCGGCUGGCAGAUCGCUGCCCUGUGAUAUGCCAGCCACAGGGUGACGCAAGGGCUGGAAGGCUCCAGCUAAACAAGCCAUUUUCACCUGCGUAAUCAACGCUAGCGGAGCUUCAGCAGCCGCCGCUCUGAGCUACCCGCAGCCGCCCGGACUCCGAGCGGCCAGCGCCUCCUCCCGCUGCCUUGAGAGUCAGAGCCGGGAAGCCAGCAUGUCUGCGCCGCCGGAUCGCCGGGAGCUGCCGCUGUCUGGCUCCGGGGCGCACGGGGCUGGGGCCGGGGCGGAGGAGCGCGCAGCUGGGGCGCAGCGGAGGGAUGGAGACGGGGCGCAGCAGCUGCCGGCCGGCUCCCCCAGGGAACACCCGCCCGUUGCCACGGCGACUGCAUCCACAGGUGAUGCAGAGGCCUCUCACCUCUUUGAUUACAGUUCCACUAAAACAUCUAAAGGAGGAGACCGGUCCUUUUACACAUCUCUGAUAUCAGAUGACCGUUACACCUCUCCACCAGAUUCCACCUACUUCUCGGGAAUACUGCAAAAAGAGAACAGCCAUGUUACUUGUUCAGACAGCACAGAAGGAUUUAACACGCUAGGGCACUCUAUUCAAGAUGUGAUGGGAUUUGAGUCCCGUGGGUUGUUUAGCUCAGAUUCAGGAAUAGAGAUGACUCCUGCAGAAUCCACUGAUGUCAAUAAAACCUUAGCAGAUCCCAUGAAAGUCGAAGCUUAUAAAUACAUGGACAUAAGUAGAUCAGAAGAGGUAAAAUACCAAGAAAGAUGCAACACAAGCUUAGAAGACAAGAAUACAAGCUUUAUCGAUAAGUGCCCUGAAACAGCAGCCAAGUUAGAGCAUAUUUCUGGAUCAAAGAAACCGGCUUUUGAGGAGACAAAAGUGGCCAAGGGACAAAACUUUUCUGAAGAAUCAACUGUUCCAUCCUAUGCAGAGGAAAUAUUUGGUGACCAACACAGUGCCUCAUUGAUUACAGCACCGGUCAAGAUUACACUCACUGAGACAGAAAGCGUAGGGGAACCUGCAAACAAAGAGUUACCUCCAAAUAAGCAAGAAACAGGGCUGAAACCAAGCCAUGAAGUGGUUCCAACAGUGACUGUGUCAGAGCCAGAAGAUGACAGCCCAGGUUCUCUCACACCACCGUCUUCUGGCACAGAACCAUCUGGCUCAGAAUCUCAAGGUAAAUACAGCCUGUCAGAGGAUGAGCUUAUCAGUGCCAUUAAAGAAGCAAAGGGCUUUUCCUUUGAAACCUCUGAAGUCCAGCGUUCACCAGGACUUUACACAGAAAAACAAGAUCAGAAAAGCAAGCCAGGGCGUCCAGCUGUUUCAUCCCCCUUAGAUAACGAAGCCAGCAGUGCUGAGUCCGGCGACUCUGAGAUAGAGCUGGUCUCAGAAGACCCGCUAGCUGCUGAAGAGGUGCUACACUCCAGCUACAUGACCUUCAGUCAUAUCGGAGGACCUCCCCCUUCGCCUGCUUCUCCUUCAAUACAGUACAGCAUCCUGAGGGAAGAGCGUGAAGCUGAACUCGACAGCGAACUGAUUAUCGAGUCAUGCGAUGCCUCUUCAGCUUCCGAAGAAAGUCCCAAGAGGGAGCAAGAUUCUCCUCUCAUGAAACCAAUAAUCAUGGACAUAAUCCAGGAAGAGAGUGGUUCAAGACCUGAUGCUUCCGACUUUGAAGUAAGUAAGACAACAGAGAGUAGGAUGAACAGGGAAAAUCUAGCUGAGUCUGCUUCCUAUCUGAAAUGCUCUUUUGUUGCACCCAAAGUAAGUGUGGAGCCACCAACCUCUGCCACCAGUACCGAAGAACUAAAAGAAAAAAUAAUUCAGAAGAAGCCACUUGAAGCAACAGUUGUUAACCAAAGUAAACUGCCUUCCAAGGACUCUGGGAAAAGAAGUCCCUUGGCUUCCCCCUCGCUGCCGUUUUUAAAUAAGCAAAAAGCUAUUGACCUGUUGUACUGGCGUGACAUCAAGCAGACUGGGAUAGUGUUCGGAAGCAUCCUGCUACUGCUCUUCUCUCUGACCCAGUUCAGUGUGGUCAGUGUUAUUGCCUACCUGGCACUAGCUGCUCUCUCAGCCACCAUUAGCUUCAGAAUCUACAAGUCAGUUUUACAGGCCGUGCAGAAGACUGAUGAAGGCCAUCCAUUCAAAGCCUACCUGGAGAUGGAAAUGUCUCUAUCACAGGACCAGAUUCAGAAAUACACAGACUGUCUCCAGUUGUACGUGAACAGCACAGUCAGAGAGCUGAGGAGACUCUUCCUUGUCCAGGACUUGGUGGAUUCCUUAAAAUUUGCAGUACUAAUGUGGCUGCUGACUUACGUUGGAGCUCUCUUCAAUGGCCUGACUCUUAUGAUCAUGGCUGUGGUCUCUAUGUUUACUCUACCUGUUGUAUACGACAAGUAUCAGGCACAGAUUGAUCAAUACUUGGGACUUGUGAGGACCCACAUAAACACUGUCAUGGCAAAGAUUCAGGCGAAAAUCCCAGGCGCUAAGAGAAAGGCAGAGUAAAGCAGACCUCAAGAAUCCAUCAACAACAGUAGUGAAUAAUGGGGGAGUCUGGAGUGCAAACAGCUCUGCUUUUACACUUUAUUGCAAAUUUAUUGUUCCUUUUUUUUUCUCAACACCAUGUUCUUAAAACACAAAAGCAGCUCUUUUUCCUUGCUGCUUGUGUACUCUUAGAAUAUUUGCAAUCACUUGUGUCAAGCACUAAAGUAUAGUAAAGAGAAAAGUGUACUAGAUGUGGUUUUUGUGUUGCUUAUAAAGUGCAUGAUGGUGAGAGCCUAAAUAAUAUUGAUUUUUUUAAGUGUUUUUUCUUCUAUUGGCAUUGCUUCUAUAACUUUAAUGUUACAUGUGGCUAGGGCUUUCCUGCUUAGUGCACUGAUGCAAUAGUUAAAAUUGCUUCUAUGUCACUGGGUCGCUGGUUGGGUUCAUCUUUAUUAACUAUAUAGAAUUGUGGGCUAAUGUUUUAGUGUUUUCCAGCACAAAUGGAAUAAACAGUAAUCAGUACUUAUAGUAAUCAGUUUUGUAUAACUAAAAAACAAAACAAAAACCCAGUACUUUUGUUGUAAGGGAUUGAUGGGCUGAUUUACAUGUAUGGUAACUGGAGAGUUCCAGCUUGUUAAAUUUAUUACACUUUGUAUUACAUUCUCUGUAGUUCCUAAUGGACUUACUUAUGGACUCUGAAUAUUUGCACUUAUGUACUUGAUACCGAAUGCAGAAAUAAAUGUUACUAAACGUACAAAGUUCUCCCUCUUGUUGCCAUUGGGGUCACAUUAGAAUUUGUAAAAUCAAUACUCCAUCUGCAAAAAGCAUGAAGGGCUUGUUUGUUGGUCUCUGGGAGCUAUUUAUGCCUAUUCCAUGCAGUUUUGCCACUACAAAAUUGUUCAAUCCCAAAAGAUUGUCUGUACUUAGUUCAUUUAGCAGUUUCACAUCCUGAUGAGUAAAGAAUGGAAAUAAAGCAAACUUCCUAGUGCCAAAA